Messenger RNA from Pocillopora verrucosa, 2193 nucleotides. RefSeq names its product E3 ubiquitin-protein ligase TRIM71-like. Gene Ontology annotation, molecular function: zinc ion binding; protein binding. The record is from RefSeq and is a predicted model, not a curated record. NCBI's taxonomy places the organism in Eukaryota, Metazoa, Cnidaria, Anthozoa, Scleractinia, Pocilloporidae.
AUGGAUGUUCAGCAGCUGUUUAAAAACCUAAAGAAGGAAGCGGAGUGUCCGCUAUGUUCAGAAACUGUCAAAGAACCCAAAACACUUCCAUGUUUGCAUUCGUUCUGUUUAAACUGCCUCGACAAACAUGCUGGACAUGCCAGAAGACGGCGAAAAGAGAAACUAAAAUGUCCGGUUUGCCCGACUGAAUUCAACGUUCCAAAAGGUGAUACCUUUUCAGAUUUUCCCACAUCCUUUCAUCUCAAUCGAUUGGUGGAUGUCCUUGCUAUUAAUGAUAGCGAUGCAGACAUGCAGACAUGCAAUAGCUGCGACGAUAGCAGCGCUGUUACUUCGUAUUGUUUUGUUUGUCAAAGCUUUUUAUGUGCAGCUUGUUUUGACGCACAUCAACGCCUGAGGGCUACGAGAGGUCACCGAAGUAUAUUGUUCGAGAAAUUGCAGGCACAAGAUGUCGAAGAAUUGAUGCAUCGACCUGCGAUGUGUACCCAGAAAUAUCACCAAAACGAAGCGCUCGAGUAUUACUGUCAAGAUUGUAAGGUCUGUGUCUGUGUGAAGUGUGGAUUGGUAAAUCACAACGGCCAUGCUUUGGUGGAUAUCGAAGGAGCCGCGGGUGAAUGUAGGAACCAAAUUACCGAGGUCGUGGGGAAAGCAAAGGCACAAGUCUCCGUCCUCGAAAGGCGAGUGAGUAGACAAACUGAAUUUAUGAAUAAGAGCAUAGCUCAAAUGUACGACGCUCAAGCCAAAGUGACAGAAGUCGUUGAUGAACUUGUGAGAAUUUUGAGGGAACAUGAAGAGGCCAUGAAGGCAAAGUUGAGACAACUUGUUGAGACACAACAAAGGAACCAUAAGGGACAACUAGAAGUCUUCCAGUCAGCCAUUUCCCAACUGAAAAACUGUAUUGAACAAGGAGAGGGCAUCGUACAGAGAAACUUUCCUGUUGAAAUUUUGCAAACGGAGCGGUCAAUCAUCGGUCGCGCUAAAGAACUUUUGAAUGUAUCAGAAAUAAAGAUUUACCAACCCAGUGUUGUUAAAUUUGUUCCAAAUACAGAAACUUUAAAUACCAUUAAGUUAAAUGGCUCCGGUCAAAUUUAUGCAAGUCGUACUGACGCCUCCCUAUCGACGGUAAACUAUGGUAACGACUCAAGGUUAAUUUUCAAAACAGGCAGCGAAAUCUGCUUUCAAAUAACUACAAGAGAUUUACUUGGAGAUCAGACUUACAACAAAGAUGACCGAGUGAUCGCAGAAAUCGUCAAAUCAUCAGGAUGCCGCGAAAAGGCGAUAAUUAAAGAUCUUGGAAACGGAAACUAUGAAGUUUGUUGCACACUGAAACAACUUGGGCAUAAUAAGGUUGCGAUCUACAUUAAUGAAAUGCUAGUGGCUGAUAGCCCCUGGGAAGUGGCCCCAUGGCAUGUUGCCUAUAGCAUCGCCCAGUGUAGAAAAACUGGGAACAUAGCAGUGGCUGACUAUGACAAUAAGAAAGUGCUUCUGUAUGAUUCGAUGUUAAAUUACCUAAGAACUAUAGUGGAUUUUGGACCAGACCGAAGACCAAGAUGUCUGGCAUUCACAAACUUCUUUCUUGCUUCCAAUGUUAUUGUCAUACAUGAGGAUACCUCGCUGCAAAGUAAAAUUUCAGUUUUUACCCCACGUGGCUACUUCUUCAUGGGCAUUGGUGCGGAAUUUUUGACUAAUCCUUGCAGUGUCUCCGUCAAGAAUGAUGGUCAAAUAAUAGUGUGUGACUCGGGUGACAGAUCAGUCAAGCUCCUCUCUCCUGACGGGACAAAAUUGUUGAAAUCCUUCAAAGCAAAGGACGGUGAUGCAUCUCCGUGGUUUGCUGUUCACGAUCAGAAAAGAUAUUUUGUGUCGUACCGCAUUGGUCAAAGUGUGAAGGUUUUCAACGAAGAUGGAGUUUAUUUACACGAUAUCGGUAAAUUCGAUGCUCCAGCCGGCCUAGCUAUCGACAAAUUUAGUAACCUAAUUGCGUGUGAUUCCGAUGCCAAAUCUGUUAAAGUCUUUACCUUCAAUGGAGAGUUUGUUACCUCGCUUCCAGCUGGGAAAUACCUAGAAUGCCCCUGCUCUGUUGUUGUUUCCAACAACGGCGACGUCCUACUUACGGAUUUGACAACUGGCCUAAUUUUCACAUUUCAUCGCGAGUCUAAAUACCAACUCCACGAGAAAAAGUACUUGAUUUCGUGAGAA